AUGUCUGCUACCCAGAACCUCCACUCUUUCAACCCCUUUGCUGAUGGAAGUAAGGGUGACGAGCUGCUUCCUGCUGACACCAAGGAUUAUAUCCAUAUAAGAACUCAACAGAGAAACGGCAGGAAGAUCCUUACUACUGUCCAAGGGAUCGCUGAUGAUUACAAUAAAAACAAACUAGUGAAGGCAUUUAAGAAGAAAUGUGCCUGCAAUGGUACUGUAACUGAGCAUCCAGAAUACGAAGAAGUCAGUCAGCUACAGGGUGACCAGCACAGGAACAUACACCCGUUCCUGGUGGAGACCGGACCGGCUAAGGGCGACCGGCUGGAGGUUCUCGGGUUUUAA
Molecule: messenger RNA, 342 nt
Organism: Manis pentadactyla (Chinese pangolin)
Lineage: Eukaryota; Metazoa; Chordata; Mammalia; Pholidota; Manidae
Product: eukaryotic translation initiation factor 1-like
Exons: 1
Coding region: 1-342 (113 amino acids)
Biological process (GO): translational initiation
Cellular component (GO): eukaryotic 43S preinitiation complex
Molecular function (GO): RNA binding; ribosomal small subunit binding; translation initiation factor activity
Source: RefSeq, a predicted model, not a curated record